AUGUCGACCAUUCAACAGCUCAAGAACUUCAUCCGCCACGGCAAGCAAGCCCGUGCCGCCGAAGACCAGUCGCGAAAGAAUGAGGCCGCUCCUCAGCAAGCUGCCCAACCCGCCCACCACCAUAGCGCGCCGGAAGGCCACCACGCUCCCGCUCAAGCCGACCCUCACUCGGAAGCUCCAAUCGAGGGCCAUGGCAAGUCCACAAAAGCCAAGCGUGUCGAUGACGCCAACCUCGCCAAGAUCGUCGCCGAGGAGAACGCGAGCAAGAGCAAGUUCCCACGAUACCCGGGCCUCGAGCGAUGGGAGCUCGUCGCCAAGAUGGGCGAUGGCGCCUUCAGCAACGUCUACCGCGCCCGUGAUACCACGGGUGAUAGAGGCGAGGUCGCUAUUAAGGUCGUCCGCAAAUACGAAAUGAACAGCAUGCAGCGAUCAAACAUUUUGAAGGAGGUCCAGAUUAUGCGCCAGCUUGACCACCCCAACAUCAUCAAACUCGUCGAUUUCUCCGAGUCCCGACAAUACUACUACAUCAUCCUCGAGCUGGCCCCUGGUGGCGAGCUCUUCCACCAGAUUGUCCGCUUGACCUACUUCAGCGAGGAGCUCUCCCGACACGUCAUUGUCCAGGUCGCCAAGGCUCUCGAGUAUUUGCACGAGGAGAGAGGUGUUGUUCAUCGUGACAUCAAACCCGAAAACAUCCUGUACAACCCCAUUCCAUUCGUGGCUUCUAAGAACCCCAAACCGACGCAGCCUGGCGAUGAAGACAAAGCAGACGAGGGUGAGUUUAUGCCCGGCCAGGGCGCCGGUGGCAUUGGUCAGAUCAAGAUUGCCGAUUUUGGCCUGUCCAAGAUUGUGUGGGACAACCAGACCAUGACCCCCUGUGGCACUGUUGGGUAUACGGCGCCCGAGAUUGUCAAGGACGAGCGGUACUCCAAGUCUGUUGAUAUGUGGGCACUUGGCUGUGUCCUGUACACCCUUCUCUGUGGCUUCCCUCCCUUCUAUGACGAGAGCAUUGAGGUGCUUACCGAGAAGGUCGCCAAGGGCCAGUACACAUUCUUGUCUCCGUGGUGGGAUGACAUUUCCAAGUCCGCCCAGGAUCUCAUCAGCCACCUGCUGACGGUUGAUCCCGAGAAACGGUACACAAUUGGAGAGUUUCUGGCUCACCCGUGGGUCCAAGGCAAUGGUCCUACCCCCCGCGAGGAGAAGAAGAAGCCCGACGGCAUGAUCCGGGCCUUUGAUCCUGCCAAGUUCGAGGAGCCAGGCAAGCGUUAUGAUUUCCGAUCACCUGGAGCCGUCAACCUGCGCGAGGUCUUCGAUGUCAGCUACGCUGUGCAUCGCCAAGAGGAGGAGGGCAAACGAAGAGCGGCGGUGGGUGCCAAGGGUGGGCCUGCAAGGUUCCUCGGCGGCCUCAACGAGGAGGACGAGGAGGAGACGGAGGAUGAAGAUCGCAUGCAGAUCGAUGGCCAAGACCCUAAUGCUGGGGCAAAGCCCAACGCAGCCACGAACGCACUUGAGCAGAGCAUGCGAAAAACCAACAUCCGGGAUCAAGACAACGAGCCUCGGGGCCGAGAACGCGAACGCACGACUGACAGGGGUUACGGCCAACACUCUGCGGCCGUGACGGCAGCGGCCCGGCAGCAGGUGAAGGACCGCAACCGUGGCCGAGGUGCCUUCGAGCUCAACUUGGAUAACGCCACGCUAUUGGGCAAGCGCAACAAGAAGAUACCUAUCAUGGGGGUGUAG
Molecule: messenger RNA, 1737 nt
Organism: Ilyonectria robusta
Lineage: Eukaryota; Fungi; Ascomycota; Sordariomycetes; Hypocreales; Nectriaceae
Product: kinase-like domain-containing protein
Exons: 4
Coding region: 1-1737 (578 amino acids)
Biological process (GO): protein phosphorylation
Molecular function (GO): ATP binding; protein kinase activity
Source: RefSeq, a predicted model, not a curated record